GGCGGGACACCACAAGCCUCUAGGUCCCAGGGCUAACGAGGCCCGAGGUACUAACGGCAGUCGAGGAAGGCGCGAGCCUAGCUCGACUGUCGACCCUGCCCACCAAGUGCCUUAUAGGGGCCAGCAUGAGCGUCCCAGGGCCGGAGGCGGCCUGCGCUGCGCGCUGUGUCAGGAGGCCGCUGGGGCGGCGUCCCGCGGGGAGGAUGAGCGGCUCGGGCGCCAGGCCCAGCCACCUGUCCCAGCCAGUGGUGAAGAGCGUGCUGGUGUACCGCAACGGGGACCCUUUCUUCGCGGGCCGACGCGUGGUCAUCCACGAGAAGAAGGUGUCCAGCUUCGACGUGUUCCUGAAAGAAGUGACAGGCGGCGUUCAGGCACCCUUUGGGGCUGUCAGGAAUAUCUACACCCCACGCACAGGCCACCGCAUCCGGAAGCUUGACCAGAUCCAGAGCGGGGGCAACUACGUCGCCGGCGGCCAGGAGGCCUUCAAGAAACUCAAUUACUUGGACAUAGGAGAUAUCAAGAAAAGGCCAAUGGAAGCUGCUAACACAGAGGUAAAACCAGUAAUCCACAGCAGGAUCAAUGUGUCAGCGCGCUUCAGAAAACCUCUGCAGGAACCCUGCACAAUCUUCUUGAUUGCAAAUGGAGACCUUAUAAGUCCAGCUUCUCGCCUCCUCAUCCCGAGAAAAGCCUUGAGUCAGUGGGAUCACGUCCUGCAGAUGGUCACCGAGAAGAUCACGCUGCGGAGCGGGGCUGUCCACAGACUUUACACCUUAGAAGGAAAACUCGUUGAGAGCGGGGCGGAGCUGGAGAAUGGGCAAUUUUACGUGGCUGUCGGCAGAGAUAGGUUUAAGAAACUACCUUACAGUGAAUUACUUUUUGACAAGUCCUCAAUGAGAAGGCCUUAUGGUCAGAAAGCCUCUUCACUACCUCCUAUUGUAGGAUCCAGAAAGUCUAAAGGGAGUGGAAAUGACCGCCAAUCCAAGUCAACCAUUGGAUCCAGCGACAAUUCCUCUCCUCAGCCCCUGAAGAGGAAAGGGAAAAAAGAGGAAGGGAGUUCAGGAAAACCAACGAAAGUGAAACAAGACAUCAAGUCUCAGAGCUCACCACCAACAGUUCCAAACAAUGUAAUUAGAACCAAGCGUGUGCUCUUGGCUACUCGCCUCUCAAGAGGGCCCUUUGCCUUUUGGAAAGAUGAAGGCAUUUUCAAAGCUGGAGCUGAGCGGUCCGAAAUGAGGGGGGCAGCAGAAGUUCAAGAGGAUGAGGAUACUCAGGUGGAGGUUCCAGUUGAUCAGAGGCCAGCAGAAAUAGUAGAUGAGGAAGAAGAUGGAGAGAAAAUGACGAAGGAAGAGGGACAGAAGGAAGACUUUGCAGGAAUGAAUGGUGAUGUGGAAGGUGAUGGCGAGAGACAGGUGGCAGAUGUCCCCGAGCAGGUUGAGGAGAUCCCAGACACCAGUGAGGAGCAGGCAGCUCCCGCGCGCGUGAGCAGAGGCACCGAUGAGGAAAAUGGGGAGGAGCUGGAGCCGGUCACCAGCGAGCUUCAGCCGGCAGCUGAUGAAGAAGGAAAGGCUCAAGGAGCUGGAAAUGGACACGAGGAGGCUAAUACAGACCCUCAAAGACCACCAAGGCCAGAAGUCAAGAUCACAAGUCCACAAGAAAAUGAAAGCAACGAACAAAGCAAGGACUAUGCUGUCGUGGCAUAGAUGAUUUUUUAAAAAUAUGUGGAUUACAAGAAAAUUGAAGGAUUGCAAUACUUGAAUAAUAAGUGCAUAGUUAUUGCUAAAUGUAAUGUGACAACAUGGUUGGAUACUACCUACUGCAUUUUGAAAUUACAGGCCUACUUGAAAGACUAGAUAAACUUUAGCAGCUACUAAAGGAGAAAUGACUUACUUUUAUGGUAUACAUUUUUAAAAAUAAGAAAAUUAAAUAGGAUGGACAGAGGAGAGUUUAUACUGGGAGAUUAUUGACCACUUGUCUUUGAGAAGGAUAAAAACAUAGAAU
This is a messenger RNA of Ochotona princeps (American pika), 1998 nucleotides long. RefSeq names its product doublecortin domain containing 2 (gene DCDC2). The coding region runs from base 126 to 1700 and encodes 524 amino acids. The record is from RefSeq and is a predicted model, not a curated record. Lineage: Eukaryota; Metazoa; Chordata; Mammalia; Lagomorpha; Ochotonidae. Gene Ontology annotation, cellular component: kinocilium; microtubule; axoneme. The transcript is spliced from 12 exons. Gene Ontology annotation, biological process: dendrite morphogenesis; regulation of cilium assembly; intracellular signal transduction.